GUCUGCUGGGAUUCCAGACUCAGAGGAGGUGGCAAGAUGAAGACUCUCCUGCUGUGUGUGGGGCUGCUGCUGACAUGGGAGCAGGCACAGGUCCUGGGAGACCAGGUGGUCUCUGAAAAUGAGCUGCAGGAAAUGUCUACUCAAGGGAGUAAAUACAUUGACAAGGAAAUCCAAAAUGCUGUCAAGGGUGUCCAGGAGAUAAAGACUCUGAUAGAAAAAACGAACCGAGAGCAUAAGACGCUGCUCGGCAUCCUGGAGGAAGCCAAGAAGAACAAAGAGGAUGCCCUUAAUGAAACCCGGGACUCUGAAAUGAAGCUGAAGGCGUUCCCAGGAGUGUGCAAUGAGACCAUGAUGGCCCUCUGGGAAGAGUGUAAGCCCUGCCUGAAGCAGACCUGCAUGAAGUUCUACGCCCGUGUCUGCAGGAGUGGCUCAGGCGCGGUUGGCCACCAGCUUGAGGAGUUCCUGAACCAAAGCUCUCCCUUCUACUUCUGGAUCAACGGCGACCGCAUCGAUUCCCUGCUGGAGAAUGACAGGCAGCAGAGUCACCUCUUGGACAUCAUGCAGGACAGCUUCAGUCGUGCCACGGGGAUCAUGGAUGAGCUCUUCCAGGACCGGUUCUUCACACACCAGCCCCAGGACAUGUUUCACUACUCGCCCUUUGGCUACCCCCGCAGGAGGCCCUCCUUCCUCUAUCCCAAGUCUCGCCUUGCCCGCCACAUCAUGCCUUUGUCCCCAUACGGCCCCUUGAACUUCCAGGACAUGUUCCAACCCUUCUUUGAGUUGAUCCACCAGGCCCAGCAGGCUAUGGAUGUCCAACUGCACAGCCCGAACUACCAGGGCCUGAACAUGGAGAUUAUCCCAGAAGGCAACGAUGAUCGCACUGUGUGCAAAGAGAUCCGCCACAAUUCCACAGGCUGCCUGAAGAUGAAGGACCAGUGUGAAAAGUGCCAGGAGAUCUUGUCUGUGGACUGCUCGGCCAACAAUCCGGCCCAGAACCAGCUGCGGCAGGAGCUGAACGACUCCCUGCGCAUCGCGGAGGAGCUGACCAAGCGGUACAACGAUCUGCUGCAGUCCUACCAGCGCAAGAUGCUCAACACCUCGGCCCUGCUGGAGCAGCUGAACGAGCAGUUUAACUGGGUGUCCCAGCUUGCCAACCUCACACAAGGCCAAGACCCCUACUACCUCCGUGUCACCACGGUGACUACCCACACCUCCGAGGAUGACGCCCCCUCACGCGUCACUGAGGUGGUCGUGAAACUCUUUGACGCCGAUCCCAUCACUGUCACGGUUCCAGAGGAAGUCUCCAGGAGCAACCCGAAGUUCAUGGAGACUGUGGCGGAGAAGGCGCUACAGGAAUAUCGCAAAAAGCAGCGAGCUGAGUGAAUUUUGAAUGUUGCUUUUCCACCUACGGGGGCGUCCGCGUCCAGCUCCCCCUGAGAUGAGCCGCAGCCCCCAUGCCCUUCCAGAGAGAGCUCUGCACGUCUCCAGGAGACCAGGCCCCGGCCCCACCCCGUGCCUCCUCCCUCGGGAUUCUGCCCGCUAGUGCCUGCCUUGACCAGCUCGCUCGCUUGUGGGAAGGACGGCUUCCGCAUGCAACUAACUGAAUAAAGCUGCCUUGUCAUCCCGGUGUCGGGGCUCCUGUUUUUAA
Molecule: messenger RNA, 1648 nt
Organism: Ochotona curzoniae (black-lipped pika)
Lineage: Eukaryota; Metazoa; Chordata; Mammalia; Lagomorpha; Ochotonidae
Gene: CLU
Product: clusterin
Exons: 8
Coding region: 37-1383 (448 amino acids)
Source: RefSeq, a predicted model, not a curated record